Messenger RNA from Maudiozyma saulgeensis, 2082 nucleotides. NCBI's taxonomy places the organism in Eukaryota, Fungi, Ascomycota, Saccharomycetes, Saccharomycetales, Saccharomycetaceae. The record is from the annotation of a GenBank genome assembly.
AUGUGGAAAAGGUCACUUCUGACAAUUAGUAAUAGAUCAUAUAUAUCAUUACUAGUGACUCAGAAUAGUUCGUAUUCAAGGAUUAUAUCAACUACCCUUCAUAGAAAUAACCGAUUAAUAAUACAAAACAAUUUUCGAUCAUAUUCUAAAGGAUAUCGAAGGAAUAAAGGUAUUACAAAAAAUCAAAAAAAUGAGAAACCUAAGAAACUUACGUUUACGAUACCAGAUUAUAUAUCUGUUGAUAAAUUAUCAAAUUUGUUGAAUUGUAGAGUGCAAACAGUGGUGAAAGAUUUGAAGAACCUGGGGUUUAAAAACAUUACAAAUGAUUAUAUUAUUAAUAAAGAAUAUAUUGAAUUGAUCCUUCAAGAAUAUAACUAUGAAAUACCAUCUUCAACCUCAUCUAUAACGUCCACAAAUGUUUAUAAUGAGUUGAAGGAUCCAUUGAAUCCAAAAUUACUUGAAAGCAGACCUCCUAUAGUGACGAUAAUGGGUCAUGUCGAUCAUGGUAAGACUACUAUCAUUGACUAUCUUCGUAAAUCAUCUGUUGUAUCCCAAGAACAUGGUGGUAUUACGCAACAUAUUGGUGCAUUUCAAGUGACAACUCCUGUUUCAAAGAAAAAAAUUACCUUUUUAGAUACACCAGGACAUGCUGCAUUUUUAAAGAUGAGAGAGAGAGGUGCUAAUAUUACAGAUAUUAUUGUAUUAGUGGUUUCUAUUGAAGACUCUAUUAUGCCACAAACAAAAGAAGCUAUUAAACACAUUAAAAAUUCAGGUAAUCAAUUAAUAGUGGCAAUCACUAAAAUAGAUAAAAUUGGUAAUAUGAAAGAAAGAGAAAAGAAAAUUGAAAAAGUGACAAAUGAUCUAAUUUUAAAUGAAAUUAUGGUUGAAAAGAUUGGUGGUGAUGUACAAGUAAUUCCAAUUAGUGCAAAGGAUGGUGAAAAUAUGGAUCUUUUAGAAGAAUCAAUUAUUUUAUUGAGUGAUAUGAUGGAUAUUAAGACAGAAAAUUCACGAAAUACAAUGUCAGAAGGAUUUGUCAUAGAAAGUGAAAUGAAAAAUACUAUUGGGAAUGUGGCUACAAUACUUGUAAGAAAAGGUACUUUAAAUAAUCAAUCCAUAUUAUUAUGUGGUAAUACAUAUUGUAAAGUAAGAAGUAUCCUCGGAGAUGCAGAAAAAAAAGUCCCUAAAGCAUUACCAUCCCAAGCUGUAGAAGUAUCAGGAUGGAAAGAAUUACCUCAUGUGGGUGAUGAAUUCAUUCAAGUUAAAAGUGAAGCCAUUGCCAAAAAAUAUAUUUCUAAAAGGGAAGCCUUAAUAGAAGUUGAAAAGAAUGCCUCUAGGGUUGAUAAAUUGAAUGACGAAAGAUAUGCAGAGUCUAUUAGACAAAAGGAGGCAAAGAAUAAAGAUGAAUUGGAUGAAGAUGAGGAUGAAACUACUACCACUAAUGUUUCAAUUGGACCCAAGUUGGUGAAUUUUAUUAUUAAAGCAGAUGUAUCUGGUUCUGCCGAGGCUAUUGAAGAAAGUAUUCAAGAUCUUGGUAAUGAAGAGGUUCAAUGUGGUGUUAUUUCUUCAUCUGUUGGAGUUCCAACAGAAACAGAUCUUAAGAUGGCAGAAAUAUCUAAUAGUGAAAUUUUAUGUUUUAAUUUAGAAAAUCUUCCAAAUGAUGUGAUAAAUAAUAAACAUGGUGUUUCAGUGAAGAAAUUUAACGUCAUUUAUAAAUUAAUAGAAACUGUAGUGGAAAUUUUAGAAAAUAAUAUGAAAAAAACUUUUGAAAAAAAUAUAGUAGCAACAGUUGACAUUAAAGAUAUAUUUGAAUUUAACAUGAAGAAGAAAAUUAUUAAAAUUGCUGGUUGUAAAGUUAAUAAUGGUCAAAUAAAUAGAAAUUCUAAAGUACAAGUAGUACGUGGUGAGAAUAAAGAGAUUGUAUAUGAUGGGACAUUAUCAUCAAUAAAGCAUGGUAAAGAUGAUAUAUCUAGUGCAUCUAAAGGUCGUGAAUGUGGGAUUACAUUCAACGGUAAUUUUGAACAAUUCAAAGCUGGUGAUAAAAUUUUAGUAUAUGAAGAAGUUGAAAUUCCUAGACACUUAUAA